Molecule: messenger RNA, 1030 nt
Organism: Camelina sativa (false flax)
Lineage: Eukaryota; Viridiplantae; Streptophyta; Magnoliopsida; Brassicales; Brassicaceae
Product: protein PHLOEM PROTEIN 2-LIKE A8-like
Biological process (GO): signal transduction
Source: RefSeq, a predicted model, not a curated record
UCCAAACAAUCAAUAAUAACAUAACACCAAAAAGAAAAACAAUUGAGAUGGCGGCACCCUCAUCUCCCAACGUCAAAGAAGGACCACAAGUGUUCAUCAAUUUUCGGGGAGCAGAGCUACGUAAAACUUUCAUCUCCCAUCUCGAAAGUGCCUUGAAACGCAUCGGUGUCAACGCGUAUAUAGACAGUAACGAGCCAGCGGGCGAGAAUCUUCAUAAACUUUUUGAAAGGAUUGAGGAGUCGAAUGUCGCGCUGGCGAUCUUAUCCAGUAGGUACACGGAGUCAAAUUGGUGCUUGAAAGAGCUGGUGAAGAUAAUGGAAUGCGUGGAGCAAGAUAACCUAUGGGUUAUUCCCAUUUUUUACAAGCUGGAUCCAGGCACGGUGAAAGGACUUGAUGGAGACUUCGGUAUUCAGCUAUGGAAUCUGUGGAGGAAGGCGGGUCGUAACCGAGAUGACCGGAUUCUUAAGUGGGAUGCUGCUUUGCAGGGAGUUACAAGCAAGUUUGGCUUGGUGUCGGAAACUAGCCGUAACGACGCUGCUUUCGUAGAUGAUAUCAUUACACAUGUUCAGAAUGUCUUAUCAAAAGAUUUAUUACUGAGGGAAGAAAACACUAAACCCCGAAGAAGAGGAGCAAAGUAUUGGAAAUUAUUUCCGAUAUUAUUUCUUGUAACAUAUUUGUAUAUAUCUAGAGUUUCCACAUCUUGUAUUUUGCCAAUUCAGUUAGAUUAAUUUGAUGUAACAAUGCAAAUUUUUCUAUCACUUCCACAAAACUCUCUCAUAUGGAAGUGAUAUGUGAUGAGUGAUGAAUCCUCUCAACGUAUCCGAGGAGGAAAGGACUAUCAAACCUACCCAAAAACUCCAAAAUCAAGGAUUAUGGUCGGAGGAUGAGGUAAGCGUGAUAAUAGCUAGAGGAUUAACUUUCCACUAGUUCCAUCUUUCUCUCCUUUUAGAAUAUGCUUCAUUGUAUGAUCUCUCUUUAUUUAACUUUCAAAAACUAUAUGAUCUACAAAUUACUUUUUAAUGCAUUUUAA